Zasmidium cellare ATCC 36951 is the source of this 1806-nucleotide messenger RNA. RefSeq lists its product as uncharacterized. Bases 1 to 1806 code for a protein of 601 amino acids. Lineage: Eukaryota; Fungi; Ascomycota; Dothideomycetes; Mycosphaerellales; Mycosphaerellaceae. The record is from RefSeq and is a predicted model, not a curated record. Gene Ontology annotation, biological process: dephosphorylation. The transcript has 2 exons. Gene Ontology annotation, molecular function: phosphatase activity.
AUGUUCGCCCUCGUCGUCGCCCUCGCCGCUACCAUCCUCCUCACUCCCACCGCUCUCGCGCAAAACAGCGACGGCCAGUACACCGUCUGGUCGAGCGUCAUCUUCCAGCGCACCGGCGAACGCACCCCAGAGAUCAUCCGCGACAACAGCCCCGUCACACUCACCUCCAUCGGCGCCAACCAAGCCUACGAAGCCGGGGCCUGGUUCCGCCGUCGCUACAUCGAUGCGGCAAUCCCCUCGAACCGCAACGGCACGAAUGGAGCUUUCAACGCCGGUGCGCCGCUGUGGGGGUUGAACGCGGAUAUCUACAGCAGUGCGGAGACGUAUGCGAUUUCGUUGGAUCAGCAGUUCAAUGUUGCCACGGCGAGUGCGUUUUUCCAGGGCUUGUAUCCACCCAUCGGACCCAGUCAGAAUGGGAGUGUUAGUUCGACGAUCGAUCCGACGGGGUUGGAUGCGGAGAAUCAAUAUAUCCUAGCUCCACUCAAUGGCUACCAAUACCCACAGAUCCACACCGCCGACGGCUUCGACCCGAACUUCAUCUACCUCUCCGGCAACCUCGACUGUCCCGCCUUCGACUCCGCCGCGGGCGAAUACCUCAAAACAACCCAGUACAGCGUCACGCAGGAACAAUUCGACGGCAUUUACGACGCCAUCGGCAGCGCGCUCCUCCAGAACGUAAUCCCACUCGACACCUGGGACUACCGCAACGCCUACCCCAUCUACGACUACCUCUCCUACCAAUACAACCACAACAGCACCGCGCAAGACACCCUCAACCGCUACCGCGACGUGGCAACCAACACCUCCUACCUCACCAUCCUGCGCGACCUCUCCUCGGAGCAGCAAUACGCGCAGCUCGGAAACCUCUCCCAGACACCCACCUUCUCGACCGGCGAGACCGGCGGCAUCUCCACCAUCGCGGGGAACUACCUCGCCGCGCGCAUCCUCUCCCAGCUCCAACAAGCCAUCGCCUCCAGCGGCACGCAGUUCAAACUCAACCUCCUCUUCGCAGACUUCUACCCCCUCCUCUCCCUCUUCGCCCUGACCCAACUCCCCGCAGCCUCCCCCAACUUCUACGGAACCCCCGCCUUCGCCUCCUCCGCGGUAUUCGAACUCUUCUCCUACUCCAACGCCUCCUUCCCGGCUGAAGAAGACCUCUGGGUGAAAUUCUACUUCCGCAACGGCACGUCCGACGAAGAUGCGUACCAGAGCUACUCCCUCUUCGACCUCGGGCCCUCCCAAGCCGAACUCCCCUGGGCCGACUUCCAGCAGCAAAUGGCCGCCAUCUCCGUCGGCAGCGUAGGCGAAUGGUGCACGCUCUGCGGCGCCACGAACCUCUUCUGCUCCGCUUACAACGCCUCGCAGACACGCUCUUGGCUCGACGGGUCCGGCUCUUUCAACAACUCCCACCGAGGUCUCGCCCCCGCCCUCGCAGGCCUCAUCGGCGCCCUCGUCGCCCUCGCCGUCGCAGCCUGCCUCUUCGCCGCGAGUAUGCUCCUCUUCGGCAUCCGUCUGCACCGUCGCAGGAGUCCGAAAUCUGAGCUCGGCGGGUUUAAAGGCGGGGCGAAGAUGGCGAGUGAUCAGGACUUGACGAUUCCGAAGGGGGGCGGGGGCGCGGAGGUUGUGGAGGAGCAGCAGGGGCCUAUGAGUCCUGUUGUUGCUGGGGGCCAUGAGAGGGUGGGGAGUUGGGAGUUGAAGAGUAAGGAUGUGGAGGCUGGCAAUUUGAGGGUUGGGUUGAGUUUUCCGAGUGCGAGGGGGAGUUUGGAGGAGAUGGGGAAGAGGGCGGAGCCGAGUGAGAGGGUUUGA